This is a messenger RNA of Panicum hallii, 1941 nucleotides long. Its product is annotated as beta-glucosidase 32-like. The transcript is spliced from 13 exons. Bases 136 to 1776 code for a protein of 546 amino acids. NCBI's taxonomy places the organism in Eukaryota, Viridiplantae, Streptophyta, Magnoliopsida, Poales, Poaceae. Gene Ontology annotation, molecular function: beta-glucosidase activity. Gene Ontology annotation, biological process: carbohydrate metabolic process. The record is from RefSeq and is a predicted model, not a curated record.
UCGGAGAAUUAGCAGCGACCAGAGGAUCCAUGGAAACACAUCAGUGAACAGCAGAAGUCCUCACCCACCCGCUCACCAGUCACCACCACCGCGCGGCGGGAGCAGCCGGUCGCUUGCUCUCCGCAGAGCAGAGGCAUGGCGCCGACGCUCAACAGCUUCCCCGUGCUCCGACGAAGCCGAGCGCAGCGGAUGCGGCGGCUGCUCUUCUUCUUGCUUGCCGUCGUCGUCGUGUCAAGGAGCGCCUCCGCGAUCACCCGGCGCGACUUCCCCGAGGGGUUCGUCUUCGGCGCUGGGUCAUCGGCUUUCCAGGUGGAAGGGGCAGCUGCAGAGGAUGGAAGGUCUCCCAGCAUUUGGGACACCUUCACCCAUGAGGGUUAUUCGUACGAUGGAUCCACUGCAGAUGUUUCAGCAGAUCAGUAUCACCACUACAAGGAAGACGUAAAGCUUAUGCAUGCGAUGGGUUUAGACGCGUACAGAUUCUCAAUUGCUUGGCCCAGGCUUAUUCCUGAUGGAAGAGGAGAGAUCAACCCAAAAGCUUUGGAAUACUACAACAAUCUCAUAGACGAACUGAUACUCUACGGGAUUGAGCCUUAUGUCACCAUCUACCAUUUUGAUCUUCCUCAGGUCCUUCAGGAUGAAUACGGUGGACUCCUCAGCCCCAGAUUCAUAGAAGACUACACUGCAUUUGCGGAAGUCUGCUUCAAGAACUUCGGGGACAGGGUGAAGCACUGGGUCACCGUCAACGAGCCCAACAUUGAGCCCAUCGGCGGCUACGACAACGGAUCCCAGCCGCCGCGGCGCUGCUCCUAUCCCUUCGGCGAGAACUGCACCGGUGGUAACUCGUCGACGGAGCCGUACAUCGCCGCGCACCACCUCCUCCUUGCGCACGCCUCUGCAGUGUCCUUGUACAGGAACAAGUACGAGCCGAUUCAAGGAGGCCACAUAGGGAUCACUCUCCUGGGCUGGUGGCACGAGCCUGCCACCAACACGUCGCGGGAUGCAGCUGCUGCGUCGAGGAUGAACGACUUUCACAUCGGAUGGUUCAUGAACCCGUUGGUGUACGGGGACUACCCGCCGGUGAUGAGGAGCAGGGUGGGCGACCGGCUGCCGCGUCUAUCCGCGGAGGAGUCGGCGGCAGUGCGCGGGUCCUUCGACUUCGUCGGCUUCAACCACUACCUCAUCCUACGGGUCCGAUCGUCCGGGGAGGAGGAGGAUUCCGGCCAGAGAUCGAGGGACUACUACGUUGAUGCGGCCGUUCAGAAUCCACUCCAGGCCAUCACGGAGGUAGUACAUGCCAAGCAGUGGGUGUACAGAGUUUCCAGCAGAUGGCCACGUCGAGUCUCCCCCAUGGGCGCUGGGGAAGCUACUGGAGCACCUGAAGGUGAACUACGGCAACCCUCCCGUCGUCAUCCACGAGAAUGGGGUAGGAGACGCCCCCGACGGCACGCCGGCCGCGAUCGAGUACGACGACGAGUUCAGGUCCGAGUUCCUGCAGAGCUACCUGGAGGUUCUCUACCAGUCCAUACGGAACGGGUCGGACGCGCGGGGGUACUUCGUGUGGUCGUUCCUGGACGUGUUCGAGUUCAUCUUCGCCUACAGGCUGCGCUUCGGGCUGUGCGGCGUGGACAUGGCCGCCGCGGCGCGCACGCGGUACACGCGGAGCUCCGCGCGCUGGUACGCCGGCUUCCUCCGCGGCGGCGAGCUCCGGCCGCCGCCGCCUCUUCCCGCCAGGCCGUACGUCGCCGCGUGAGGAGUCAUCGUCAAAUCAAAAGAUAAAAAGGAUACAGAGGUCACUCGAGACGAGUCGAGAAUAAAAGAUUCGUGCAGGCACGAACCACGUCUGAUGACGUCGUCUCAGGUGCACCUGUACUAGUACUACGCUUGCGGCUUGCAUGAACAACCCUCAGCUGCAAAUAAAGAAGCAGUACAAGUUCAUCGAAA